Sitophilus oryzae (rice weevil) is the source of this 1927-nucleotide messenger RNA. RefSeq lists its product as uncharacterized. The transcript has 10 exons. The record is from RefSeq and is a predicted model, not a curated record. Bases 37 to 1926 code for a protein of 629 amino acids. NCBI's taxonomy places the organism in Eukaryota, Metazoa, Arthropoda, Insecta, Coleoptera, Curculionidae.
CAGCCGAUGGUCCAUGUGGGGUGCAAGUUGAUGUAAAUGGAGGAUGGGGAAAGUAAGAAUUGUGGGCAGAAGUCCGGAAAAGGGUUGAAACAACAGGGAAGGGAGGAAAACAAUAAAGGACAGCCUGAAAGAGAGAUACUUCGUUUACCACCGAUAACUGUCGAUCAGUUGCCAGCUUUUCGAAAGAAGAAACCAGAUUUAAUUUUACCAGAAGACAAUCUCCGUUUACCAGAUGGUUCAUUUAAAGAUAUUAAGACCGAGUACGAAAGAGAAUUUAAAGGUUACGAUAAAAAUUUUCCCGAUUUGACGUUAUUCAUAAAUAGACGAAUUCCUGGAGACCAUGUUUUAAAACUCGAAGGUGACCAUGAAUUUCACACUGAAUAUGAAGACGCUUAUAGAAAUGUUUUGGAAAGGUUAGGGUUGAAGAAAGAAUUAAAGGUUAUCGAAAGCGAUACCGUUGACGACCUAAGAUUGAGACGUCCUGAAUUGGUAAAAAGAAGUACAAAUUUAAGGCUGGAAGGUGAAUUGAGUCAUAUAACCAACUACGCGGAAAGCUUUAUUUGGUAUUUGUUGACAAAGAGAACUGAGUUGCAGCGGAAAGGUACCACCCUUAGACUUGAAGGUGACAUGGACCACAUGACCGAAAAUAGGAACAGCUUUGUCCCUUAUGAUAAUGUUAUACGGCCGCCAUUGUGUAAAAGAUUUACCAACUUGCACCUUUCAGGAUCUUUUCACAUGGACACGGAAAACCGAGAAAACUUCUUACCUUUUAAAGUUCAGCGACCGUAUCAGUUUUCAAAAAUGCCUACAAAUCUUCAUCUAGAAGGCACACUGUUCUUAGAGCCAGAAUAUAAAAGUUCCUUCAUUAGAUACCAAAACUACGAGAGACCACAACCAGUGCUACCUCAUGAUCAAAUAAAAAGUCCCGUGGAGUUUUCCGAUGCCAGCAGCUCAAGUAGUGCUCUUAAGCAUCCUUUGAUACCAUAUCUCAGGACGUCAGAUAUUGAAGAACAUCGGCAAAGUAGAUCGAGAAGUAGACAUAACUCCAGACCAUCUUCCAGGUCUGUUUCGCAACCAUCACGACCUACGUCAAGAUCGUCAUCAAGGUCUCCUUUACGAUUACAUAUCAGACCUCCUUCUAGAUCAUUCUCGAGGCCUUCUUCGAGAACAGAAAAUCUUUCAAAAUUUAAACAUAUGGAAUCUGACGAUGAGGAAAGUAAGGAUCUAUGUAAGAACCGCUUUAGGAAGUCCUUUACUUCAGGACCCAAAAUUCAUAAUCUUGGUACAGGCAAAAACAAAGAAAUUUCUCAAAGAAAUACAGAUAGGAUUAUAAAAUAUACGAAAACUCUGGCCCCUAAUAUGGCUGCAAAUUUAUCAAGCCCUAUUAUUGCAUCUAGGGACCCAAGUCCUAAUCGACGCCUAAAUAUGAGAACGAAAGCGCAGAAAAGGGACUGGAACCCUGCUGCACUUCAGCAUCAUACUGUUUUUAAUCAUCAGGAACCAGAACAGUUCGAUGGUCGUUUUGAAUGCCAACCAGAAUAUAGGAGAGCUUAUAUGAAUUAUUUGGUACGUGAAAAGGUGGAAAAUAAACAACAAUUAAUAAAAAGGCCUGGUUCUGAAAGCAAGGGAUUUUCCACCAGUGAAGAUGCAUCAGAUAAUGCUAUGCCCUCUUAUAGUCAAAAUAUAAAAAACAAAAAGCCACCAAUUAAUAGGAAAAGUGAGAAGAAAAUCGAAUUAAUGGAAACUAAAGUUUUUGGACAAAAAUGCAGACAUAUUUCUGAAUCAGGAACGACAUCAUCCGAAGAUAUUUUUCUAAAUACAAAACGAUCUCAAAUUCCGAGACCAAUUAGCUUAAAUUUUAAAAGAAGAAAAGAUGGAGAAACAUCAGAAGAGAACAAUUUUCAGCCAGCUUUUGUAUUAAUCUAGU